Manis pentadactyla (Chinese pangolin) is the source of this 4329-nucleotide messenger RNA. It is a transcript of the gene CHRNA6, whose product is annotated as cholinergic receptor nicotinic alpha 6 subunit. Gene Ontology annotation, cellular component: synapse; postsynaptic membrane; neuron projection. The transcript is spliced from 6 exons. Bases 45 to 1517 code for a protein of 490 amino acids. Gene Ontology annotation, molecular function: transmembrane signaling receptor activity; acetylcholine-gated monoatomic cation-selective channel activity. The record is from RefSeq and is a predicted model, not a curated record. Lineage: Eukaryota; Metazoa; Chordata; Mammalia; Pholidota; Manidae. Gene Ontology annotation, biological process: chemical synaptic transmission; nervous system process; monoatomic ion transmembrane transport.
CCCAGUGCUUUGACUAGAAAAAGAAAUCAAACUGUGUUUGAAUCAUGCUGACCAGCCAGGAUCAGGGGGUCCUUCAAUUGGGUUUGUGUCUCUGGUUGUGUAUAUUCAUACCUUUCUUUAAAGGCUCUGCAGGCUGUGCAUCUGAGGAGAGGCUCUUUCACACACUGUUUUCUCAUUAUAACCAGCUUAUCAGGCCCGUGGAAAACGUUUUGGAUCCUGUCACGGUGCACUUUGAAGUGGCCAUCACACAGCUGGCCAACGUGGAUGAAGUAAACCAGAUCAUGGAAACCAAUUUGUGGCUACGUCACAUCUGGAAUGAUUAUAAAUUGCGCUGGGACCCAGUGGACUACGGCGGCAUCGAGACCCUUCGUGUUCCUGCGGACAGGAUCUGGAAGCCUGACAUUGUCCUCUAUAACAACGCCGUCGGCGACUUCCAAGCUAAAGGCAAGACGAAAGCUCUUCUUCAACACGACGGCACGAUCACCUGGAGGCCCCCGGCUGUUUUCAAGAGCUCCUGCCCUAUGGAUAUCACUUUCUUCCCUUUUGAUCAUCAAAAUUGCUCCCUGAAAUUUGGUUCCUGGACAUAUGACAAAGCUGAAAUUGACCUGCUCAUCAUUGGCUCUAAAGUGGAUAUGAAUGACUUUUGGGAAAACAGCGAGUGGGAAAUUGUUGACGCUUCGGGCUACAAGCAUGACAUAAAAUACAACUGCUGUGAAGAGAUAUACACAGACAUAACCUACUCCUUUUACAUCAGAAGACUGCCGAUGUUUUACACCAUUAAUCUGAUAAUCCCCUGUCUCUUUAUUUCAUUUCUGACCGUGCUGGUCUUUUACCUUCCUUCCGACUGCGGUGAAAAGGUGACCCUCUGCGUGUCGGUUCUGCUCUCCCUGACCGUGUUCCUGCUGGUGAUCACGGAGACCGUCCCGUCCACAUCCCUCGCGAUCCCGUUGGUGGGCGAGUACCUCCUGUUCACCACGAUCCUUGCCACCCUGUCCAUCGUGGGGACUGUGUUUGUGUUGAACGUACACUAUCGCACCCCGGCCACACACACCAUGCCACAGUGGGUGAAGGUGGGCUUCCUCCAGUGGUUCCCCCAGGUCCUGAGGAGGAGCAGGCCCCUGGACGAGGUGAGGGAGACAAGUUCAGGUGAAAACCCGAAGGGCACUCCCAGCCGGCCCGCCAGAGUCAAGUUGGGUCCCCGCAGAGAGACCAAACGCUGCCGCAGUCAUCAGUCAGGCGAGCUUGCGGCCAGCAGGAGACAAUUAAGUCGUCGGCCUUUACAGCUGAGGGCUGGAAAUUCAGAGCACUCGCCCGACGUUGAAGAUGUGAUCAGCAGCGUUCAGUUCAUAGCAGAAAGCAUGACCAGCCAGAAUGCCAGGAAGGAGGUAGAAGACGACUGGAAGUACAUGGCCAUGGUGGUGGACAGAGUAUUUCUUUGGGUAUUCAUAGUCCUCUGUGUGCUUGGGACUGCAGGGCUUUUCGUACAGCCACUACUGGGGAACACAGGAAAAUCUUAAGGGUGUAUUUUCCUUGUAGCUUCAGCAGCUUAUGGAUGACAGAUUUGUUCUGUGUUCCCUACAACAAGGAGAGGGGCAUAAAGCUUUCCACCCAAGUCCCCAUCUACUAAAGCUAAUGAUUAGGUGGAAAAGAGGACUUUAUUGUCAGUUAGGAGCCCAAGUGCUCUCCUUGGUAGCACAGAGGAGUGUUUUAAGAUGUUUUAUAACACUGGAGCCUGGAGCUGGCAGCACCAUAGGCUACACGCUUGGCUUCCAGGGAUGUGACUGACCCAUAAUACAGGAAACCACAUGACUAACGCCAAGCUGUGCUAAAAGGUUCUGUCAUCCCUUCAGUAUAUGCUGCUUAUCAUUGUGUCAGAUGCCAGACAUGAAACUCUGAAACUUGGACCUUGCUGAUGUUUGUAAUGCUUGUGAAUUUGUGUGCUUGCUUUCUUGCACAUGUCUGUGAUGGAGCUCACACACUUCAGAAUUAUUUGACACAUUGAUCGGCAAGAAGUAAUAGCAGGUAGAGUAUCUCAGCAGGUUGUGUGUGACGAGGACCCAUCUGGCAAGAUACCUGAGUGGUAACCAGCACUGCAAGGGUAACAGAAACAGGUUCUGUCCCACCGUGGGAAGUAGAAUCGAGGCUUCUCAAGAGCUAAAAAUAGAAGUGCCAUACCACCCAGCAAUUCCACUUCUGGGAACUUACCUGAAGAAAACAAACUCACUGAUUUGUUAAGAUGUAUGCACUCCUAUGUUUAUAACAGCAUUAUUCACAAUAGCCAAGAUACAGAAGCAACCAAAAUGUCCAUCAAUAAAUGAACAGGUGGAGAAGAUGUGGCACUCUACACAAUGGAAUACUACGCAGCCACAAAAAAGGAGCUAACUUUUGCUAUUUGCAACAACAUGGAUAGAUCUAGAAGGCAUUAUGCUGAGUGAAAUAAACCAGGAGAAACACAAAUACCAUGAUUUCACUUACAUGUGGAUUCUAAAAAAACAAAACAAAUGAAUAAACAAAUGAACAAAACAGAAAUAGAUUCAUAGAUGCAGAGAAGAGACUGGUGGUGGCCAUGUGGGUUCAAGAGGGAGUUGGGGAAAUAGGGGAAGGGAAUAAAGACGUAUGAAAUCCCAAUUAUAAAAUAAAUCAAUCACAGCAAUGGAAGUACUGCAUAGGGAAUAUUGUCAAUAAUAUUGUAAUUUCUUUAUAUGGUAAUAGAUGGUAACUACACUUACUGUGGUGAGCAUUUUGUAAUGUGGAUGUAAUUGUUGAAUUGCUCUGUUGUACCUUGAAACCAAUAUAAUAUUGUAUAUUAACUAUACUUCAAUAAAAAAAGAAAAAGAAAUAGAUGCUGUCCCCAAGCACUUACAGAUUUUUAGGAGAAGUCAUACACACAGUGAUCUCCGGGACCAGGUCUCACGGGGGCCAUAACUAGAGCCAUCAGAGCAGGGGGAUGGAGGCGGUGUGGCCAGGCGAGCCUGGAGCAGCCUCUUUGGGGUCCAAAAGGUGUCUUUUCUCCUCAACAGUUUCCUUUUGUUCAGUGUAGCUGAGACUAAAAAUAAAAGUAUUCCUUCUAUAAGCAGUUGUGACUUUGUGCCUUUUGGAGCAAUUCUUUCUCUGAGAGAGAACCUUGGAAAUUAUGUUUUAUUCCACUCUUAAGUAUUAUCUUCUUAUUUGUUGUAUAAACACUAUUUAUUAUAAUUUGAAAGAUUUAUUUAAAGCAGAAAGAAAUAAAUCUAUCCUAACAAGGGGACUGAUUUCACUUUUGCCUUUUCCCUUCCAGUCCUUUUCUCUCUAUAUAUAAUUUUACCUCUCUAUUUUUUAUUUUGCUGUUUUCUCAGAACACCAUGUCAACAGCAUUUCUGCAUGAUGUCACCUAGUCAUGAAGUAUAAUUUUUAUGACUGCAUAGUGUCUAUUGUGUUGCUACACUGUAACUUGCAUUGCCACCUGUUAGUUCUUCUUGUUUAUUUCAUACUGGGGCAUAUGGCAUACUGGGGCACACCAGACAGAGGACUCAAAUUUGAAUUCCCUCUUAUAUUUGUGACUGUAGUACCUAUAUUUUAUCUUUCUGUCCAUAAAGAGGGUUGGCUGCUAUUUGAUACUUUUUUUUACUAUUAAGUCAAAUCAAUAUUUAAUAUCAUUUUUUAAAAUGUCAAUUAUGUUAAAAUACAUAUAAUAAAGUUCAGCAUCUUAACCAUUUUGAAGUGUAUAGCUCAGUAAUGUUAAGCCAUCUGCACUGGUAUAACCAUCACCACCACCACCCAUAAACUUUUUUCAUCUUGCAAAACGGAAACUCUGCACCCAUUAACCAACAGCUCCCCAUCCCCCCUCCCUCAGCCCCUGGUACCCACCCUUCUACUUUGUCUCUAUAAAUUUGACUACUUUAGGUAUCUUAUAUAAGUGGAAUCAAACAGUAUUUGUCUAUGUGUAACUAACUUGUUUCACCGAGUAUAAUGUCUUUAUAAUGUUGUAGUUUAUGUAAGAAUUUCUUUGCAUUUUAAGGCUGAAGAAUAUUCCAGCAUAUGUAUAGACCUUGUUUUAUUCAUCCAUCAACAGACACUUGGGUUGUUUCUGCUUUUUGGAUAGUGUAAAUAAUGCUGCUAUGAAUAUGAGAGUACAAGUGUCUCUUUGAGUCCCAGCUUUCAAUUCAUUUGGGUAUAUGCCCAGAAGAGGACUUGUGGGGUCACAUGGUAGUUCCGCUCUUAACUUCUUGAAGAGCUGCCAUGUAGUUUUUCUCAGAAGCUGUCCCAGUUUACAUUCCUUCCAGCAGUGCACAGGGGCUCCACUCUCUCCACAUCCCUGCCAACACUUGUCAUUUUCUGGGUUUUUUUGGA